AGUGUUUGCAUAAGCUUAACUUAGCACUGGGUGGUAACCCCAAAAAUGGAUGACACGAAACUAUUUUACGGCAUUCCGAAUUUUAUUUGUCCCACUUGGCGUUAAGAGUCGUAUGUUUCUGUGCGGAGAUGUCGAUGUGUUUGCCAGGCCCUGCCCUUUUGCAAGAUGAGGCAUUGUGCAAAUGCGAUACUAACACCAAUAAGAGCCAACGUUUAGGGUAAGUUGAGGAUUUACGGAGGGCUAGGGCUCCUGGACGUGUGUCCUUUCUGCAGCCUCCAGCUAGCAGGGAUGUCCUUCCCAGGACAGGCGGGACCGAGGCCCUGCCCCAGGCCAACCUGGGUGGCCAGGUACCUCACCUCCUGCCGACCUGCACCAGUAUGUGAAAUCUCCUUUGGGGCCAAGCACAGUUUUCCGUGGUGGCAAUGGGGUGAACAUAGAGCUAAAAUUAGGAAGGCCCCUUGGCAAGCGUGGGUGUAUGCCAGUUGUUUAUGUCACUGAAAAUUCGCCCACUCUGUUGCAGGCAAUGCCAAGGCCCAGUGGUCUCCCAGUGCAGUCACACAAAGCCUGGGCCCACCCACACAAUUCUGGGAUGUGGCGUGACCUAGGAGCCUCCGAUUCUGAGAUGUAGGUGAUGCCACAGGAAGCUUGGCAGCAUCAGAGUCACCCUACUUUCAUAGCAUGCUCUUCUCACCAGCGCAAAGGCAAAAGGCAGCUGGAGGAGAUGGGCAGAAAGGGCACAGUGCCGUGGCUUGUGCUAGUCACUCUGCUGUGUGGGCUGGCUUGCUCCCUGAGAGGCCUGUUGGUUAACUCUGCCUGGGAUGGCAAGAUGCCUGAAAGCAGCUUUCCAAGGAAGGUCUUUAAUUGCCACGUUUCUGUUCAUUGUCUCCACUUUCUCUGGAGAGAUGUUUCCCCCGUCACCUCGAGGAGUCUGACUGGAGAGCGCGUCAUCGCCAGCAGCUGAUGUGAGCCAAGUGAAGGAGGCAAGGUGGUCAGGCACGGCAGGUGGCCUCCGAGCCGAAGCAGUCCGCACAGGGCCGAGCCUGGAGCAAGUGGUCGCUGCAGGAGAGAAUCCUCUCACCUCGUAAAGUCCUGGGCACACUGUGCGACACAGGCAGAUGUCAAGGCUGUCGUGAUAGCCAGCCUGUCCUCUGCUCCCUCGUGAUCCACAGGACUGUACUUCUGCUUCAGUAGAAUCAGAUUCUGGUUGUGAUCCAAGUCACUUUCACAGCUGCAUCAGAAGCCGCAGGGCAGCCCAGAUUCAGGCAGUUGGAGAGCCGAGUCCCAGCACUGCCUCACAGGUCCUGAGACGGCCACUUCUGGGAGCAGAGCCCUCAGUGCCCAGCAAAUUUGGCGGCGGUCGUAGGUCACACCAGGCACCUCCUCAGAACCAGUUCACGGCCCCACGGAGACCAGGCCCCUGCCUGCCUCUUCUGCAGAGUGAGAGAACCCUUCCUGGCAGCAGGCUGAGUACACAGCCUGGGCCACUCUGCCUUUGCAUCCAGUAAAUUCCUCAUCUAUGCCUGUUUGCUGCUGUUCUCUGUGCUACUGGCCCUUCGUCUGGAUGGCAUCAUUCAGUGGAGUUACUGGGCUGUUUUUGCUCCAAUAUGGCUGUGGAAGUUAAUGGUCAUUGUCGGAGCCUCGGUUGGAACUGGAGUCUGGGCACGAAAUCCCCAGUAUCGAGCAGAAGGAGAAACGUGUGUGGAGUUUAAAGCCAUGUUAAUCGCAGUGGGCAUCCACUUGCUCCUGUUGAUGUUCGAAGUCUUGGUCUGUGACAGGAUCGAGAGAGGAAGCCACUUCUGGCUGCUGGUCCUCAUGCCGCUCUUCUUUGUCUCCCCGGUUUCGGUUGCAGCUUGUGUUUGGGGCUUUUGACAUGACAGGUCACUGGAGUCUGCGCACCUCAGCGUGGGCCUCUGUGGCUCUGCGACCUCACAACAGGUUCCUCAGGACUUCAGCUGCCGAUUCCUGGAGCCGCUGGAUGCUGGUGGUCAUGGAAACCGGCUCCGACGCGCCAGCAGCCCUGAGGCUCCGGGAUGGUCCUCCGGAUACAGUCGUCAGGCUGGGCACCGAGGCAACCCAGCCCACCUCACUAGUAACCCUCUGCACCAUCCCUUCCGCCCCACCUCCCACCAGCACGCCCCGACACCCGACCCCAAAUACCCCCUCCCACUUAACUUCCCACCCCACACAGCCCUCCCCCGUCCCCCACCACCCCAACUCCCACACCCUCAGCUUCCCACCGCCUACCUUCCCGCACCCUCCCGCCUGCCCCACUUACCUCACUCCACCCCAACAACACCUCACUACUACACCUCCCACGGCCCCGUCCACCCCUCCUCUGACCACCGCGCCCAUACACUGGUCCCCAACGCCCCCACCCAUCCACUUCCCAGCCCCCAGCUCCCCCCACCCCUCCCCCCUCCCCGCAGCUCCCUCCAACCCACCCACUUGCCCUUGCUGACACCCCCCCAGAACUCUCCCAGCACCAAGAUCCCACCCCACAUAUACCCCCACCGCUCCCCCCACUGCCGCACCUCCCCCACCCCAUCACUCCACCUCACUACUACCCCUCUCCACUGCCUCUUUCCCCCCUCCCUCCACCCCGCAUCGCCCCAUCCACCGAAAUCCCCAUUCCCCAAAACCCUCGCCCUGCUGCACACCACCCCACCUCCUGUCCCCAAACUUUGCAACCCCUAUUUUCCCGCACCCCUCCCUGACUCCCCCAACUAUCACAACCCCACCUGGACACCGCCUCACUACUACAUCCCUCCACAGACACUUGCCCACACCUCUCACUGUCGCGCCCCCAAACUUGCCCCCAUCUCCCCCAUCCACUGACUUCCCACCCCCAGCAAACCCCACUCCUCACCCCGCCUCACAGCUCCCUACAACCCCCAGCUCCCACAAGCCCCACCUCCACCCCCCCACCUCCCGACACCCGCACCCUCACCUCCCCCCAUGUUCCCAACAUCCGGCCCCCCACAUCUCCCCUUCUUCCCCCCACUGCCCCACCUCCCCGCAUCCGACCACCGCACCACAUCCACUAGGGACCUGGGGAGGCAGAGCCCUGGGCCUCGUGAGCUGCAGCAGGUGGGAGAAGGCGGGGUUUAAGGGAUGCCCAGAGGGAGGAGCGAGGAUCCCCCACCCCGCCCCCGAAUCCUUGUGCGCUCCACCCGGCAGCCUCCAGGGGGCGCUCCGACCCAGCUUCCGGAUGUGAUGUCAUUAGUCUUCCGACUGGGAGGCCUGAGGGACGGGACGGCCUCAGUGUCUGACGCCGGAUUCAGGUCACGCACAAGGACUCCAGGGAGGGGAGGGCCUGUAAGUGACGCCUGGACCCAGGCCAGCUGAGACAGCACCCCAGGCCCCGACAGGCUUCUCCAUGCCAGGAGCAUCGCCAGCCCUGGGCCGGGCCUGGGGACAUCAGGAAACGGCAGCUGAAGUCCUGCGGCACCUGUCCUGAGGUCGCAGAGCCAUGGAGGACCAGGCUGAGCCAGGAGACAAGGUUGCCAUUCCCCUGAGCAGCGUCAGCAUGCCUCUGGGCGCGAGGAGUGUGCAGUGCCUGUUGGAGGAGGCCCAGCAGGAGGCGAGCGAAGCCCAGGGCCUGGAAGGGGCCCAGCCUUCGUCUCAGGAUGGGCCAGCCACCCUGGGAAGUGAGCCCCACGCCCAUAGCUCCAGCAGCCAUGGGGACGAGGCCGCAGGGGAUGCCAGGGCCUCUCUCCAAGAUGCGCUGCGCAGGAAGGAGAUCCAACUGGUGACCUUCCUGCUCCACAAGUACCGCGCCAAGGAGCCGACCACGAAGGCAGAGAUGCUGGAGCUGGUCGCCCAGGAUCACCAGGACCACUUCCCUGACAUCCUCAGCCGUGCCUCCUUGUCCUUGGAGCUGACCUACGGCAUUGAUGUAAAGGAAGUAGAUCCCAGCAGCCACUCCUAUGUCCUGGUCCCCACCCUGGGCCUCACCUGGGAUGGGGUGACCGAAGAGCAGCGCCUCCCCAAGACCGGCCUCCUGGCGCUGCUCCUGGGCAAGAUUUUCCUGUGGGGGGGCCGGAUCCCAGAGAAGUAUAUGUGGGAAAUACUUAGUGCCAGGGGGGUGUACUCCGGGAGGGAGCACUGCAUCUUCGGGGAGCCCAGGGAGCUCAUCACCAGGGUCUGGGUGCAGGAGCAGUACCUGGAGUACCAGCAGGUUCCCGACAGCAAUCCUGCUCGCUUCCAUCUGCUCUGGGGCCCCAGGGCCCACGCAGAGGCCAGCAGGGUGCAGGUCCAGCAGUUUUUGCUCAGGCUCCUUAGCACACCUAUAGGCCCUUUCCUGUGCCCAUCUGAGGAGGCUAGGACCAAUGAGGAACAGGGUCCCUGAGCAGAGGGGGGCCAGGCCCAGGCCAAGCCCCCGUCAGGCAGGCGCUUCUGCUGGGCAUGCAGUCAGGCCCCUUCUCCCUCUGGCCUAGGAGAGAGAGCAGCCAGCACUCUAAGGAGCGCAGGUUCUGUGCCACGUGGGCUGGAGCCUCUGGGCUCCUGUUCUCCCCGACCCCAUGGAAGUGGGUCUCUGUUACCUCUGGUGUGAUUCCCCCUGUUGUUCCUUUUCAUAGAAAGGGCGGUUAGCUUCAUCGUCUGUUUCUGUAUGACAUGUAUCCCAUGUAUGUUUGGACAGUUUACCAGUUCAGUGCGUUGCUGUUUUGUAGACACAUGGGGACACCUUCCAUCUGAGUUUGUGACCAGAGCUAGGUCACAUGGCAUCGGCCUCGCCACUCCCUCCCAAAAGUGAUGGAAAUUAGCAGUAAAAUGGACGGUGUCCCGAAAUGGAGAAAUAAAAGUACAGUUGGUUAA
Molecule: messenger RNA, 4815 nt
Organism: Manis pentadactyla (Chinese pangolin)
Lineage: Eukaryota; Metazoa; Chordata; Mammalia; Pholidota; Manidae
Product: melanoma-associated antigen 11-like
Exons: 8
Coding region: 3470-4348 (292 amino acids)
Biological process (GO): negative regulation of transcription by RNA polymerase II
Cellular component (GO): nucleus
Source: RefSeq, a predicted model, not a curated record